This is a messenger RNA of Chenopodium quinoa (quinoa), 1597 nucleotides long. RefSeq lists its product as uncharacterized. Bases 44 to 1423 code for a protein of 459 amino acids. The record is from RefSeq and is a predicted model, not a curated record. The transcript has a single exon. Lineage: Eukaryota; Viridiplantae; Streptophyta; Magnoliopsida; Caryophyllales; Amaranthaceae.
AAAAUUAAUCUGCUACAAGUCAAAACACACCAAAAAUUGAAAGAUGGAUUCUUCUAACAUCAUCCACAUUUCCGAAUGCUUUGUAAAGCCAAAAUAUGAGGUUGAAGAAUCAAAACAACCAUAUCAUCUGGCUCCUAAGGAUUUAUCCUUGCUUUCUUUCCAUCACAUCCAAAUCGGGCUCAUGUUCAUUAAACCAACCCAUCUAGAUGACCAUCGAGAGUUUUCGAUCCUUUCGUUCGUUGAUGGACUUAAGGAGUGUCUUUCUCUCACCCUGGUUCAUUUUUACCCUCUAGCGGGUCAACUUGUCUUAGAAGUAGAUGAAGACAAGCAUGAAUGUCGAAUCUAUGUGGAUUGCAACAAGGGCCCUGGGGCUAGAUUCAUCCACGCGGCUUUAGGUGUGACCGUUUCUGACAUUCUCUCCCCUAAGGACGUACCUUUGGUAGUCCAAUCAUUAUUUAACCUCAAUGAGGAGGCUUUGAACUACGAUGGUCAUACAAAACCUUUGUUAUCGGUACAAGUUACAGAGCUCCUAGACGGUGUGUUUAUUUCGUGUUCUAUAAAUCAUUGUAUUACUGAUGGAACUUCUUACUGGCAUUUUUGGAACAAAUGGUCCGAGAUACAUAGAGUAAACGACAAUAAUAAUCAAAUUUGUGAGUCACGUCGUCUUCCAAUAAUCCAUAACCGUUGGUUUCCCAACGGUUAUAGUCCGCCUAUCGCCCUCCCCUUUACCCACCGUGACGAAUUCAUAAGAAAAUUCGAAGCUCCUCAACUUAGAUAUCGAUUUUUUCAUUUCUCGUCCAAGUCAAUAGCAACACUUAAAGCCAAAGCCAUUUAUGAAAGUAAUAACAACAAAAUCUCUUCCUUUCAGGCCUUGUGUGCCUUUGUUUGGAGGCCAAUGGUUCGAGCAAACCGAUUACCUCAUGAUCAAGUUAUUCAUAACGGUUUACUUGCCAAUACUAGGCAUAGGCUAGAUCCGCCUUUACCUGAAUACUAUUUCGGAAACUCUAUUAAAUCGAUUAGUACAAGUACUACGGCAGGUGAAUUACUCGAAAACAAUUUAGGGUGGGCGGCAUCAUUGUUACACCACGGGGUGGCAAAUCUGAAUGACAAACUUGUGCGUGACUCGAUCAAUGAAUGGUUGCAAUCUCCUUAUUGUUUACAUCAUGCAAAGUUGUACAACUAUAACACGACAACGAUAGAGAGAUCGCCUAGAUUUGACAUGUAUGGCAACGAAUUUGGUCUAGGGAAAGCAGUAGCUGUUCGUAGUGGGUACGCAAACAAGGCUAUAGGAGUAGUAUAUGCUUGUCCGGGGCACGAAGGGGGCGGAGCUGUAGAUCUUGAGAUAUGUUUGCCACCUGAUUCGAUGAAUGCCCUCGAAUCAGACCAAGAGUUCAUGGCCUUUGAAAAUAUAUAUAUGUGUUAGAGAUAAGAGCUAGAUAUUAUCAAUCUUUGAAAAUAUGUUUGUGUAUUAUGUUUACAUAUUGAUUGAUAUUUGGAAAUAGUACAUUUGGAUUAUUCAUGUUAAUAUAUUUUUAGUGAAAUAUUUUAUACAUACUUCGGUGUACUGUACACUGAACUAACCUAACCAAAAGUUAGU